GAAGUUUUCAAAAUUUUAGACUGAGAAAUCAAAGCUGUCUUGUUUUUCAACAAAUUCUCCUCGCGUUAUUGAUCGAAAUAAGAGGGAAGCAAGGCGGGCUGAAUACCCGGUACUGCCACGUGUGAAGCGCACUUCAGCUCAUUCGCUGCUUUGGCUGCAUUCCGCUGGCCGUCGGCUGAUCGCGUGAAGUGUGAGUUGUACGUGUCGUGCAACUGGUGGAUCCCAGAUUCGGGCGAUCCAAGAGAGAGCGGAUCCAUGCGUUGGAAGUGACGAAGGAACAGGACGGAUUUUUUGGAAUUACAGUUACCUUAAGGUGCUGUAACGACUUGGCGCGAAAAUGGACCAGGAUUUAAUGCAACGCACGGUUGAUUUUGAACCAGUUGUCGGGGGCAUAGCUUCUGCGACGAUUAACGCCGCUGGAGACAUGAACCCAGAAAUUAAUGGGGCUGGUUCUGCAUCUGCCUUUGAGCCGCAUAUCCCGGUUUACUCCUACGACGAUUUGUUUCCGGCGCUGCCUGAAACCUCUUCAUCCCCUCAAGAUCCAUUGGAGAUUCGUAACCAAUGGAACCAAAAAAUGAGACUCGGAUCAUCGAUCGUAACGCAGGCAUUCUGCGUUCCGUACGAGGAACGGCGAAGAGAUGGGGAGCAGUUUGGUUCACCAAUUGACAUUCCAACCUCGGUUUGUCAGCAAAUUCAACAAGCAACCGGCGCUCACAUAGAGAUUUCAAAUGCGAAAGACAAGUCGUUGACUUUCUUAGUGACUGGGAAGUACAGCGAUGUACUUGAUGCCCGAAGGCGGAUUCAGAACUCGUUCCAGAUGCAGCUUUCUCAAACUCUGAAAAUUCCGAAAGAACAUCACCGAUACAUAAUUGGCAAUAGUGGGAAGAAACUUCAAGAGCUUGAGAAGAUGACAGCCACAAAGAUUUCCAUCCCAAAGCAAGAAGACAAAUCCAACGAGAUCGUUGUCACUGGUACUAAAGAAGGAAUUGAAAAAGCUUUCCACGAGAUGCAAAUCAUAUCCGACGAACAGUCUAAGCAAGCUUAUGAACGAAUGGAAGUUCCGAAGAAGUACCACCCGUUCAUUUCUGGUGGAAACACUAGCUUGGCGCAUCGAUUGAUGUCGGAGUACAACGUUCGAAUCAACGUACCGCCAAAUGCUGUGAUGAAAGAUGAAAUUACUGUUGCCGGAGAAAAGGAAGGUGUUAGCGCCGUCGUUGUGAAAAUCGAAAAGAUGAUCAGAGAAUUGAAUCAGAAUUGCACGGUGGUCUCCGUUGAGGUCAAGAAAAGUCAGCACAAAUACGUAAUUGGUCCAAAGGGCUCAACAAUAGCAGAAAUCAUGGACGAAACUGGUGUCAGCGUCGAAGUGCCCCCUUCUGAUUCGCCGAGUGGCACGAUUACACUCCGUGGACCGCAAGAGAAGUUGAGCGGUGCCCUAAACAUGCUUUAUGCUAAAGCCAAUAGCGUCGUAUCAGCUUCUGUUCCGGCUCCUGCAUGGCUUCACAAGUAUAUCAUUGGCAAAAAGGGAGCAAAUAUUCGUCAAAUCACCCAGGAUCUGCCCAAAGUCCACGUUGAAUUCACAGCUAAUGGCAAGAUCGAGUUGGAAGGGCCACCGAAGGAAGUGGAGCAAGCUCAGCAGCAUCUCGAACGCAUUGCCCAGGACCUGAUCAAUCGCAUGGUGUACAAAGAAAUAACGAUCGAUCCCAAGUAUCAUCCGCACAUCAUCGGCAAACAGGGAGCAAAUGUUAAUCGCAUUAAGCAAGAGAUGGGUGUCCUGGUGAACAUUCCCGAAUCUGGGGGUAGUGUCAUUCGGAUUGAAGGAGGUCCGGUUGAGGUGGAGAAAGCUUGCAAGGAAAUCACGGAUAUGGUGGAAAAGAUGGAGAAAGAAAAAGAAAAGGAUAUCAUCAUUGACCAUCGCUUCCACGGAACUAUCAUUGGAGCAAAAGGGGACAAGAUCCGCGAAAUACGAGAGAAGUUCCCGGAUGUUAACAUCACUUUCCCGGAUCCAUCGGAGAAGUCCGAUGUCGUGAAGAUUCGUGGUCCUCGUGAUCAAGUUGACCAGUGUCAUCGCCACUUGACCAAGUUGACGAAAGAAAUCGCAGAAAGCAAUUUCCAGAUCAAAGUACCGAUUUUCAAGCAAUUUCAUCGUUUCGUCAUCGGGAAGGGUGGAUCCAACAUCAGAAAGAUCCGAGAAGAGACGCUGACAAGGAUCGAUUUGCCAGUAGAGGGUAGUGACAGUGACGUAAUCGUCAUCACAGGAAAAAAGGAAAACGCGGAACAGGCGAAGGAAUUGAUCCAAAAAAUCCAGAACGAAAUGGCUAACAUUGUUUCCCUGGAUAUCAUCAUCCCGAAAAAAUUUCACAACUCCAUGAUCGGGUCUGGUGGAAAGCUGAUCCAGUCGAUUUCUCAGGACUGUGGCGGAGUUUCCAUCAAGUUUCCAAGCCCCGAGUCGAGCUCUGAUAAGGUCACAAUAAGAGGUCCGAAGGAAGAUGUUGACAAGGCGCGGAAGUUACUUGUGGACUUGAGUACUGAGAGGCAAAUGGCGUCUUUCACUGCAGAAGUGCGUGCCAAGCCGCAGCAUCACAGAUUCCUAAUUGGACGUGCCGGUGCAAACAUUCGUAGGGUACGAGAAGAAACGGGUGCGAGGAUUGUUUUCCCUUCCGAGAAAGAUGACGAUCGUGAAGCCAUCACAAUCAUUGGAAAGAAAGAGGGCGUGGAACGAGCGAAGUUAGAGCUUGAGAAGAUGAUCAGGGAUUUGGACAGUGUGGCUGAGGUGGAACUGCACGUGAAUCCGAAGUACCAUCGCCAUUUUGUUGCUCGAAGAGCCGAGGUUCUUCGUGAUAUUGCUGAAGAAUUUGGUGGGGUUACGGUGUCCUUCCCUCGUUCUGGUGACGACUCCGAUCGCGUGGUCAUCAAAGGCGCCAAAAAUUGCGUUGAUGGUGCAAAAGCAAGAAUUCUUGAUAUCGUUUCUGACUUGGAGCAAAUGGUGACGAUCGACGUAGUGAUACCACAGAAGCACCAUCGCACUGUCAUGGGAACGAAGGGAUCGAAGGUCCAAGCAUUGACGGCUGAGUUCGAUGUUCAAAUUAAAUUCCCCGAGCGUGAACUGGAUCAACAAAUACGUCCCGUGAACGGCGAAGUGGAUGUAGCUGUCAUUGAUGAGCCAGUUUCCAAACGCGAUAUCAUUCGGGUCACCGGGAAAUUGGAGAAAUGCGAGGCAGCCAAAGACGCUCUGCUCAAUUUAAUCCCUGUGUCAAUCGAGGUCGAAGUCCCGUACGAUAUGCACCGGUUCAUCAUCGGUCAAAAAGGAGCGGACGUUCGGAAGAUGAUGGAAACGUACGACGUGAGCCUUUCGAUUCCUUCCCCGGAUGAACACUCUGACAAAAUACGCAUCACCGGUUCCCCGUCGAACGUUGAACGAGCGCGCCUUGCAUUGUUGGAUCGCGUGAAGCAACUGAAUGGAGAGAUGGAGGAUAGGAAACUUCGUGGCUUCACAAGUACUGUCAGCGUGGACUCCAAGUACCACCCGAAGAUCAUUGGACGCCGCGGGGCAGUUGUGACGAAGUUGCGCGAACGUUACGGCGUGAACAUUCAGUUCCCCAAGAAAGAGGACGCGGAUCAGGACUUGAUCACUGUUAUUGGCUAUGAAGACAAGGUUGAGGAGGCAAAGAGCGAAAUCCUUAAAAUGGUGAACGAAUACCUGAUCAGCUCAAAUUUACAGGAGCAAAUGAUGGAAAAAGCGGUCUCCGUGGACAGUCGGGUGCAUCCCAGGUUGAUAGGACAGAAAGGAAGAACCAUCAAGAAGAUUAUGGACGACUACAAGGUUGAUAUUCGAUUCCCUCGUCCCGAGGACGCGGAUCCCAACGUCAUCUUCAUUUCUGGUGACGAAAACAAUGUUCUGGACGCAGAGGACGCCAUUUUGAACAUGGAGCACGAAUUCAUGCAAGAUCUGCAAGACAGCGAAAUGACGCAGUCGUACAUGCGCGCCCCAAGCAAACAGAGCGAGACCAAUCAUGGCCGAGGAGAUGGAGAGAAAAAGAAAGGCUUCGUCGUGACCGGUGCUCCGUGGGAUCAGCCGUCGGGUGGACAGUCGCGCGCUCCAGAUAUGACGUCGAACGAAGAUUUCCCGAGUUUUGGGGCCCAAGGUGGGCUCGCUGGGGAUGGGGAAUCUGGUGCGUCCGCUCCCGUUGCGUGGGGUCCGCGCAAAGCGCGGUUCUAAGCCCACGAGCCAAUCUGGUUUCUUCCCUUAUUUUCCUUCGCUUUUCUGUAAUCCAAUUUGGGGGUGGGGAAAUUAUUCCGUCGAUGGCCAGUCGUAUCGCAAGUUUCCCGCUCGGCUUGGAGAAGGAGGAAUGGAAUCAUAUUGGGGUAGGAAAUCUUGAGAGGGAGGGAAAGCUGGCGAAGAAAUUUGCGGAUGACUGAUGACCUGGAUGCUUACCCAGUCGGAGAUUUUGUUGAGGAUGUGCCGUUAAUUAUUAUAUCUGUAUGUGCCUGGAGAUGUGGUUUCCUUUUCGCUCUCCAGAAACUUUCGGGGGUUUUCUGGGUGGCUUGACGACGACUAGAUCGGAAGUGACUCAAAUUGUCCGUGUUCCUCUGUGUUCUUUUGCCAGUUUAUUCAUUUUAUCUUAAGUUACGCGUCUGUGGGAAGAUCCUGAUACAUGAGUUACGUCCAUCCCAAUCGAGCUUUUGUACAUGUUCUUUCGUGUGCGUCCUUCCCUCUGAAACAUUUUCUUUAUUGACGAAUCUGCCUGUGUGGGGCGGACGAGCGAUUGUUGAAAGUAUUGUGGUCGUUGGUGUCUGAGUCUUGAGUUCCACUCCAAUGGCAUUGCCGGAACUGGGACGUUGAGUCUUCCAAUUGUAAUGUAGCGUUGGAAGCUGGAACCGGAGAAUCGAUUUUUUUGCUCGGAAAUACCAUCGAGUUCCGUCAUGUUGGAAGUUUUGUUUGUUUGUUCCUCGGUGGAAAGCGAAAUGCGUGGUUUGUUGGGGUUUUUGCCGAUUUUUUUUUUGUGCUUUUGUUUGUUCGAGAAUGUCGACUUCCCCUGGCAAUUCGCAGAAAAAGAAUAUUUGUUCGUCGGGAGGCUGAUGAUGGAAAUUCCAGCUAUUUUUCUAUUCGAAGGAAAGCAGCGGGCCGAAAUUUCUGCAAUUUCCAGUUUCUUUGUUUUUCUUUCCAGCGCGAUUUCAGGCAUACAACUCAGUCUAGUUGCUUCUUUCGGAAGCGAGCAGUAACCUUACGUUUCUCCGGAAUUGCGAGUUCGCAUGCGUUUGCUCAGGGUUCUGUUAUGUUCGUUGAAGUGCAUUGAUUUUUUUGGUCUAGUAGCGGAAUUCUGCGAAGAGUGACUUUUUUGGUGAGUGGCUUGUGCGAUUUCGGGACUUGUUUCCUAAACUCGGUGAAUUGGACUACGUCCUUUUUUUCUCGUGAUCACGCCGUUGCGUUUGAAAUGCCUUGAAACCAUCGUCGAAGACAGCUAAGUGCUUCUUUUUCCCUUCUGUUGUGCUGUUGUCCAGUUCUGAUAAGAAGGAAGUGCAAGAGAGAUAAUAUAUACGGAUGCUUAAUUUUCUUAGGAAAAUGAGCUGGGGUCUUUUUCUGGGUUGUUCGGGAAGGAGGCAAAGGUACUGUAUGGGACUGUUAUGCUGCAAAAAAGGAAAGAACUGUCUUCUGGCAGUCGCGCUCCCUUCGGAAGAUUUGAUUUCAGGUUUUAUUGGUCAAGUGCUUAUUCCGAUGUGAUAUACAUGCCAUGGUUUAAGAAAUGUUGAUGGCUGGUUGGGAAAUGAAGAUGUAAUUUCGUUGGGUUGGCUGGA
Molecule: messenger RNA, 5793 nt
Organism: Notodromas monacha
Lineage: Eukaryota; Metazoa; Arthropoda; Ostracoda; Podocopida; Cyprididae
Source: the annotation of a GenBank genome assembly